UUAGGAUCGGGGCCGGUUGGAAGGCUCGAGGGAAAGGAGGGGGAGGGGAAAGAAGGAGGCGGACAGGGGGUCGAGGAGGUCCAGAGCUUUUACCCAGUGCUUCUGCUGCCCUUUGAAUGUGCUGUGGAGCAGUGAAGUACUUUUUGGACGUUUAAGGUCAGCAAAUUUGUCCUUACAAGCAACAUUGGAAAGAAGCUGUUAUGGAGGAACUAAGUCGGGCCUUGUCAGUUAGCUUCACUGUCUCUCAUGAUCCAAACAGCAUCGCAGCACCACAUCCCCGCCUUGCCCAGUAUAAGGUCAAAUACAAUGCCCAGGACCAGGCCCAGCGCAGGCGAAAACUUCUGGAAAUCCAAAAAUCGCAGCGGUUGAACUACGUUAAUCACGCAAGGCGUCUGGCGGAAGAUGACUGGACUGGAGGUGAGGACAGUGGGGAGAAGUCCGAUGAGAAAGAGGAAAUGGAAGUUGAGGUGGCAAAGAAGAAACUGCCCAAACGUUAUGCAAACCAGCUGAUGCUGUCUGAAUGGCUGGUGGAUGUACCAGCUGACCUUGCCGAAGAAUGGCUCCUAGUGGUCUGUCCCGUUGGCAAAAGGACUCUCAUCAUCGCUUCCAAAGGGAGCACAGCCGCAUACACACGUAGUGGAUUCUGUGUGAAUAGGUUUCCUUCACUUCUCCCUGGUGGGAAUCGGCACAACUCUGCCAUAGGCAAAGAUUACACCAUUCUGGACUGUAUUUAUAGUGAUGUGGAGAGAACAUUCUUUGUGUUGGACGUGAUGUGUUGGAGAGGCCAUCCUGUCUAUGAUUGUCAGACAGAAUUCAGAUUUUUCUGGCUUCAAUCAAAAUUGCAGGAGGAAGGUGAGAAGCUGUCAGCGAUAGCGACUCAGAAUCCAUUCAAAUUUGUGGGCCUGCCAAAUGCGCUGUGCACACCAGAAGCUGUUCGUCAGGCGUUAGCUACAGAUUAUCCCUUUGAGGUAGAUGGGUUGCUGUUUUACCACCGCCAGACUCACUACACUCCAGGAAGCACACCACUGGUAGGCUGGCUGAAGCCGUACAUGGUGGCUGACAUUCUGGGUCUGUCCGUCCCAGCCAGCCCUCUGACCUCGAAGCCGGAGUAUGCCAACUCUCAAAUGCUGCAGAUCAUCGAGCUGAAGAGAAACAAGAACGGACAGGAUGGUGCCAGCCACAGCACGAAGGGGUCAUCAGGAUCAGGGCGCUAUGAGUUGGAACAUCUCUCUACCCCUAGAAAGGCCAAGAGCAAACCCACUAAUAUGGAAUGCACGAGCAAAAUUGAAAGCUAAAUGGCCCGGCAGGGAAGUAGUUCUGAGCUCAAUACCCUGGAUGCCUCUCAAUAUUUCUAUUGUAGAACUGCUAAAGACGUUUUAUUUGAUCAGGGCCCUGAUUAAAUGAAGAUUGUUGGGAGGAAAACACUGGGGCUGUUAAUUGUGUCUGAAAUCAGCGUCAUGAUGCUGAAAUAUCCUGGCUUCUGUUGCUGCUAUUUCUGUCCCGAUCUGGAGGGCGUUUGCCCUCACUAAUGACUGACAAUAGUAGUUCAGGAAAGGGAGUAUUUGAGAAUUUAGAAGUGUGCCAGGAUUAGUUUGUGUCAUAUGGACAUUUCUCAUGAGGCCUGAAUUCUGUAUUAAUCUGUUUUUACACAGCAGGGGAGGAAAAGGUAGCAGUGUGUGUUUAUUAAUUGAGUGUAUAAGGGCCUAUGAGUGUGAAAUAUGAGUAGGACUUCAUGCAUAUCCCACAGUGCGAACCCUGGGAGACUCUGAAAUCAUUUUAAACUGUCUGUUAGUGAGGGUUCAAAUCACUUCUUUGUCUACCUGGGCUCCAAGUGCACAUUUGCAAGCUUUGUAAAACUAUACCCCACUGUAAAUUAACAUUAUGUGUGGUUCCCAAUACUCCAGCAGAGGAUACCUCUUCAUUUCAAGCCUCUUGUGUUGAUCCUGAUGUUUUUGUGAUCAAAGGUUCUUCAGAAGUCAAGAAUGAGGCAUUAUCGUUGUUCAUUAGACAUUACAGGAACGAAAUGAGAAGAAACCAGAUGAAGCAUGAGGAUGAGAGGGGAAGAGAGAGAAGGACAGAGACAAGAGAGCCAAAAAGACAAAGAGACUGAACCAGCGUGGUCUGGUCCUCUUAUACCAAAUUGCUGAUAACAGAUAUUUCAUCAAAAUUCCAUUGUUGAAUUAACCCAUAAGAUAGCCCCAUUCAAUAAUGCAAUACCCACAACUGCAAUAAUUAAAAACACACUGAACACUUACAUAUACAUUGGUAAUCAUAUAAAUAUACAAACAAGCAUAAGAAAGUUAAACUACAAGAAAAAUAACAAUUAUACAGUUCAAGUCAACACUUGGGUUCUCCCAGGGAUACAGAUAGGAUAGAGAUGAGCAUCUCCUGUUGGAAGUCACUGUCAUUGCCAAACUAGAUUCCAGUGGUUAGUUAAGUUUGAUUUUGACAGCUCUCUUGAAAUAUCUUUGUCACAAUGUAAUAGAAAGCCUGUUUUAUUUUGUGCACGUUAUAUCCUAGGCUUGUGUUUUUAAAGCUUGAUUUAUAACUCUGUUUAAAGGGUUCAGGACCACACAAGGCUGAUUGAAAGUGUUGUCUACCAAUCUUGUGACCUGUUAUUUUAAUAAAUGAAACAAUUCUCAUUGUAAGCCUC
Molecule: messenger RNA, 2653 nt
Organism: Hypanus sabinus (Atlantic stingray)
Lineage: Eukaryota; Metazoa; Chordata; Chondrichthyes; Myliobatiformes; Dasyatidae
Gene: snupn
Product: snurportin 1
Exons: 10
Coding region: 201-1295 (364 amino acids)
Biological process (GO): snRNA import into nucleus; protein import into nucleus
Cellular component (GO): nucleus; cytoplasm
Molecular function (GO): nuclear import signal receptor activity; protein binding
Source: RefSeq, a predicted model, not a curated record